Molecule: messenger RNA, 732 nt
Organism: Globicephala melas (long-finned pilot whale)
Lineage: Eukaryota; Metazoa; Chordata; Mammalia; Artiodactyla; Delphinidae
Gene: NRN1L
Product: neuritin 1 like
Biological process (GO): neuron projection extension; nervous system development
Cellular component (GO): plasma membrane
Source: RefSeq, a predicted model, not a curated record
CCAUCUCUGAGGCAAGGCAAGGGCCCUGGGAUCAGCUCAGCACCACCCCGAGCUCCUGGGUUCUCCUCUCUGGAAUCCCUCCCUUCUUUGCCUAUCUGAACUGGGGGGUGGGGCUGCUGGCUGGUUUGAGCUCCACCCUCAGCCCCCAUCCAAUCACAGUUCCUCCUUCUGGGGGCUGGGCCGAAGGGCUGCACUCCAAGCUGCCAGCUCUGGCACUAGGCUCCCAGCCCAGGGAAGAUGUGCUGCCGCUUCUGUCACCGCUGGCAACCGCCCUGUGCACUGGGGCUGUUGCUGCUGCUGCUGCCGCCCCUUGUCCUUGUAUCUCCCCUGGCAGCAACUACAGCGGUCCCAGGCCGCUGUGACACCAUGUACCAGGGCUUUGCCGAGUGUCUCAUCCGCUUGGGGGACGGCAUGGGCCGCGGAGGUGAGCUGGAGAGCGUCUGCAGGUCUUGGAAUGAUUUCCACACCUGUGCCUCGCGAGUCCUGUUGGGCUGCCCUGAGGAGGCCGCCGCCGUGUGGGAGUCACUACAGCAAGAAGCUCGCCGGGCCCCACACCCAGAUAAUUUGCACACUCUGUGCGGCACCCCUGUACGCCUUCAGGAGCACGGGGCGGGCCCAGAGACCAACCAGGAGACGCUGCGGGCGACAGCGCCAGCACCCACUCGGGUCCCCGAGCCCCCUCUGCUGGCGGCUGCUUUGGCACUCGCCUGCCUCCUGGGUCCUCUGGCCUAG